UUUCACCUUUUGCCCUCUUAAAUUGUAGAAUAACAUGCCCACUUCACGGUCACGCCAUGUGUAACUCAUUCGCAUUCAUUUUCUCACUUCUCAGUGAUCGUAAUGUAUCUAUUCCGUAUUCAUCCUCAGAUAGAGUGACGGUGAGCUUCGCCUUUUUAGCAGAUGGUUACUUUAAUUCCUCCUCUCUUUCCAUCUCCCAGCUGCAACAUCUCUGUCAGCAUCUCUAGGCAUUAGCAUCUCUUCUCUUGUGCACUUCUUCCUCCUUCGGGAACAAAAUUAAUUCCAGAGAGAUGGGUGGGUCAGGGAAUUGGAUCAAGACCUUCAUCAUCAUAGGCCUCAAGAAGCAAGAGCAGGAGAAGAUUGGGAAGAGUGGUGAUGGCAGUGGUAGUGGAAGGAGUGGGAAGUGGAAGAAGCUGUGGAGGAGCUCCUCCUGGGAUCACGUCUCCCUGCGUCGAGGCUCGAGGGGGAGCAGCCACCGCUCGGCUGCCUCAGAGACUUCAGAUAUUUCUUCGAUAACCGCAGACGCCUUCAGUGCCGCCGCCGCUACUGUCGUCCGUGCCACGCCUAAGGACUUCAGGGCAGUCCGCCGGGAGUGGGCCGCCAUCCGCAUCCAGACUGCCUUCCGCGCCUUCUUAGCUCGGCGAGCGCUGCGGGCUCUGAGGGGGAUCGUCAGGUUGCAGGCCAUAGUUCGGGGACGGCAAGUGAGGAAGCAGGCGGCGGUGACGCUGAGGUGCAUGCAGGCCCUCGUCCGGGUGCAGGCACGCGUCCGGUCUAACCGCGUGCGCAUGUCCACCGAGGGCCAAGCCGUGCAGAAGAUGCUCGAAGCCCGUCGCGCAAAUCUUGAUCCUUUGAAGGAAGCAGAGGGGGGAUGGUGCGAUAGUCCAGGAACAAUAGACGAAGUGAGAACAAAACUGCACAUGAGGCAAAGAGGAGCCUUCAGGAGGGAAAGAGCUAUUGCUUAUGCUCUUUCUCAACAGCAACUAAGGUCAAAGGAAUCUCCAGUAUCACUGAAGCAUCGUGGUUUGGAUAAAAGUGCAGGCAAUUGGAAUUGGUUAGAGAGGUGGAUGGCUGCAAAACCCUGGGAGAACAGGUUGAUGGAUCGUAAAAUCCCGAAUGAUCUUUCGGAAAUUCAAUCCAAAGAGGAGGGGUGCGGUGUCUGCUUGGCAUAUUCGGAAUCUAAUUCAGUGAAAGUAUACAAGAAUAACAUCUCCACCCGGGUUUCUGCAAGACCUCCAAACGUGCCUAACAGCCACUGCUGCAGAACACGUUACGCUUCCUCUCCGAGCACUGAAUUUUGCUACAAUGAGAGUUCUGCAUCAUCUUCUUCCUUUUGCAUGUCGACACCGAUCUCAAGCAUUACUCUUUUAGCUUCAGAGAGGGCUGAGGACGAUGACGGAAGUCGUCCCAAUUACAUGAACUCGACUGAAUCAAUCAUGGCAAAGCGAAAAGCAUUGAGUGCAGUAAGAUCGACGUUGCAAGGGCUUUCGUUUGGUGAUGUUCGUUCUCAUCGGAAAACUUUAUCGAGUACCGACGUGAAGGUAGCAGACCGAUUUCACCCUUCAAUUUCUCGUUCCAAAGCAGGCAAUCCACUGCCGUUGAAGGAGAGAAUUCAUUGAGGAGCAUUGAUAAGGAAAACAACUACUAUGCGAAGCAGCGGAAAACAUUUGUAUCUUAGAGCUCUUGUAGAUCUUACUUGGUAUGCAUCAGUACUUUGGGUGUGUUUUGCCUGUUUAACUUGUGUGAUUAUGAUGUUUGAGCAAAAAUCUUUCUAUUGCCAAUAUAGUCGCUUUGUUUCUUGGGUCUAAAAUAUAAGAUCCAUAUAUUAAUUUGUGAUUAACCUAUGAGUUCUCUUCUGUUCCUAAUAAAAAAUAUUGUGCAUUGAUUAA
Messenger RNA from Zingiber officinale, 1886 nucleotides. RefSeq names its product protein IQ-DOMAIN 6-like. Lineage: Eukaryota; Viridiplantae; Streptophyta; Magnoliopsida; Zingiberales; Zingiberaceae. Gene Ontology annotation, molecular function: protein binding. The record is from RefSeq and is a predicted model, not a curated record. The transcript has 5 exons. The coding region runs from base 291 to 1616 and encodes 441 amino acids.